AUGGCAGCAAACCUUGCCCACCUCACACUUUAUCGUCUUCUCCUGUUUCCUCAUUUGUCUCCGACUCAGCUCCAAACCCCGCGUCGACAGGAUCAAAUUAUUCUCAACUGGAUAAUCUCCUCUCUCACAAAGAGUGCACUAGCACUGAUCGUUCGGCUCACUUCUUCCCAUGCAUCCUGGAGCACGCUUGAAUGCACCUACGCGUCUCAUUCCCAAGCUCGUAUAAUGCAACUGAAAUACCAAUUAUUUCAGUUGAAGAAAGGGACUCCUUCCAUGGCUGAAUAUCUUCAGCGUGUCAAAAGCUUGGCCGACAACCUUGCUGCUGCCGCUAAUCCAGUACCUAACUCAGACAUAAUCUUAAGCAAUCUUCAUGGGCUUGGACCAAAUUAUGAGUCCUUUGCCACAUCAAUGACCACUCGCAUCGAUCCAAUACCACUUGACAAUUUUACUGGUCUUCUACUUACCCAGGAAAUCCUUAAGGAUCAAAGAACAUCUCAUAUGGAUUUACCAUCGGUUGAAGCCCUUGUGACAACAAAAUCUGCAGGUACUUCAUCCAACCGAGGCCAUGGCUACUCCAACAAUGGCACCCAUGGCCGUGGUCGUGGCCACUAUUAUAAUCGAGGCCGUGGUCAGUACCAUUCCAAUCAGUAG
Telopea speciosissima is the source of this 651-nucleotide messenger RNA. RefSeq lists its product as uncharacterized. The coding region runs from base 1 to 651 and encodes 216 amino acids. Lineage: Eukaryota; Viridiplantae; Streptophyta; Magnoliopsida; Proteales; Proteaceae. The transcript has a single exon. The record is from RefSeq and is a predicted model, not a curated record.